Molecule: messenger RNA, 2307 nt
Organism: Dromiciops gliroides (monito del monte)
Lineage: Eukaryota; Metazoa; Chordata; Mammalia; Microbiotheria; Microbiotheriidae
Gene: RNPEP
Product: arginyl aminopeptidase
Exons: 9
Coding region: 65-1525 (486 amino acids)
Biological process (GO): proteolysis
Molecular function (GO): zinc ion binding; metalloaminopeptidase activity
Source: RefSeq, a predicted model, not a curated record
UGGGGAGGCGGAGGCUGCUGAGGUGGGCAGUCGGUUGGAGACAGCCGGUGGGUCGGUUGGGACGAUGGCGUGUAGCGGAUCUGCGACGGGCAGCGCGGCGCGGCGGCCGCUGCACUCGGCCCGGGCCCCGGACGUGGCCUCGGCCUCCAACUUCCGCGCCUUCGAACUGCUGCACCUGCACCUGACGCUGCGGGUGGAGUUCGGGCCGCCGGGCCCGGGCCCCGGCAGCCGCGGCCUCAGCGGUACGGCGGCGCUGGAGCUGCGCUGCCUGGGGCCCGAGGGCGCCUCCGAGGUGCGCCUAGACUCGCACCCGUGCCUCGAGGUGACGGCGGCGGCGCUGCGGCGGGAGCGUCCCGGCUCCGGGGAGCCGCCCGAGGAGCCCGUGCCCUUCCAGACGCACCCCUUUGCCCACUACGGGCAGGCGCUGAGCGUGGCCUUCCCGCAGCCCUGCCGCCCCGGGGAGCGCUUCCAGCUGCUGCUCACCUACCGCGUCGGCGAGGGCCCUGGGGUUUGCUGGCUAACUCCAGAGCAGACAGCAGGGAAGAAGAAACCCUUCGUCUAUACCCAGGGUCAGGCUGUCCUCAACCGUGCCUUCUUUCCCUGCUUCGACACUCCUGCAGUGAAAAGCAAAUACUCUGCCCUCGUUGAGGUGCCAGAUGGCUUCACAGCAGUGAUGAGUGCCACCACAUGGGAAAAACAAGGCCCGAAUCAGUUCUUCUUCCGAAUGAGUCAUCCCAUCCCUUCCUACCUGGUAGCUCUGGCUGUUGGAGAUCUGGUUUCUGCUGAAGUUGGACCCAGGAGUCGUGUGUGGUCUGAGCCCUGCUUGAUCGAAGCUGCCAAGGAAGAGUACAAUGGUGUGAUAGAAGAAUUUCUGGCAACAGGAGAAAAACUUUUUGGACCCUAUGUUUGGGGAAGAUAUGACUUGCUCUUCAUGCCACCAUCUUUUCCCUUUGGGGGCAUGGAGAACCCCUGCCUGACUUUUGUUACUCCAUGUCUGUUGGCUGGGGACCGUUCCUUGGCAGAUGUUAUCAUCCAUGAGAUCUCUCACAGCUGGUUUGGAAAUCUGGUCACCAAUGCCAACUGGGGCGAGUUCUGGCUGAAUGAGGGUUUCACUAUGUAUGCUCAAAGGAGAAUCUCCACUAUCCUUUUUGGUGCUGCUUACACCUGCCUAGAAGCUGCCACGGGGAGGGCGCUCCUUCGGCAGCACAUGGACAUCACUGGAGAGGACCACCCACUGAACAAACUCCGAGUGAAGAUUGAGCCAGGUGUUGAUCCUGAUGAUACCUACAAUGAAACCCCAUAUGAGAAAGGGUUCUGCUUUGUCUCUUACCUGGCCCACCUGGUGGGAGACCAGGACAAGUUUGACAACUUCCUCAAGGCCUUUGUCAAUGAAUUUAAAUUCCAGAGCAUCUUGGCUGAUGAUUUUCUGGAAUUCUACUUGGAAUAUUUCCCUGAACUGAAGAAAAAGAGAGUAGAUUCUAUACCAGCACCUGGGCACAUGACCAUCAUGCUAAGGCUUAAGUAACUGUGUUGCUGACAGCAGUUCUGACCCUUGAAGUUGAAAGGAAAUUAACCCAUAAAACAAGCUUCUGAGCAAGAGGACAUCCCAGUGCCUACAGUGACUCACCUGGAAAUUGUCUCUACCUUAAGAGGAGAGAAAGGAAGCUGUGCCAUUAUGAUUGAGAUUUCUGGUCCUUAAAAAUGUGUCCCCAUCCCUACCAGCCUUGGUGUGGUGGGACUUUAAUGAGCCGGAACUGUGCAGUGGGAAAGCGGUCACCAUCCCUCCUCCCACCACUUUGCUUAGCUCCUUCAGCUGCUAGUCAGGUGUAAGGCUGCUGCGACUUCAGAGGAGCCAAAGCAGAGGGAAAUAAGGGGCCAGGGACACUUAGCUGCUGGGAAGCAGCAUCAAAUGCUCCUCCAAAGCAAAGUCCUCUGUCCACUGAGGGCUUCUGGUCCAGGACUGCAUGAAAGAGUGAGAGAAAAAAAAGAGAGAGCUGGGCAGUUACAUGUAGUCUGCUCUCUCUGGUGAGAGUUUGAAAUAGACGGAAGCUGGAGGCCAGGCUUGAGGGGAUGGCUAGAAGCUUGCUCUAGGCACAACUGGAGGUUAGAGAUUUGAAGGGAAUGACUGGGUCCCUUGUUAAUGCCUCCUCUUACUUCCACCAUACAGGCUUUGAAUUUGAUAGGUGGCUGAACACACCAGGAUGGCCCCCCUACCUACCUGACCUUUCUCCUGGUGACUCACUUAUGAAACCCGCUGAGGAGCUGGCCCAGCUUUGGGCUGCCGAGAAGCUAGACCUAGAUGCUAUU